Messenger RNA from Phanerochaete carnosa HHB-10118-sp, 4539 nucleotides. Its product is annotated as glycosyltransferase family 8 protein. NCBI's taxonomy places the organism in Eukaryota, Fungi, Basidiomycota, Agaricomycetes, Polyporales, Phanerochaetaceae. Gene Ontology annotation, molecular function: glycosyltransferase activity. The record is from RefSeq and is a predicted model, not a curated record. Gene Ontology annotation, cellular component: cytoplasm. Bases 97 to 4539 code for a protein of 1480 amino acids. The transcript is spliced from 4 exons.
UCUAUCUUGCCACUCGAACACGUCCUCAACGUCUGCGACGUUCCCCUCGUCCAUAAAGACGUCCCGCUCCGUCUCUUCUGCGCGCCCCUGCGCUAAAUGGCCACUCCUUAUGCCUUUGUAACUCUUGUAUCUUCCGAUUUCUACCUUCCAGGCGCUCUCGCGCUCGCCGCUGCGCUCAAGGACCUGCACCCGUUUCCGCCUGCCCCGCCGGAGGUAGAAUUUCACACGGUCUGCCUCACCACCCCAGAGACGGUCGACGUGUCGACGAUCAAGCUCCUUAGGAGCGUAUAUAAUGUUGUCAUAGGUGUCGAGAUAAUCGAGCAGGAGGACGACCGGAAGCUGCGUCUGCUAGGUCGUCCGGAUCUCAACACCGUCCUCACGAAACUUCACAUAUUCCGGUUAACUCAGUACUCGAAGAUAAUUUUCCUGGACGCAGAUGUCCUUCCUGUUUUACCGAUAUCCCACCUCUUCUCCACGCCACAUGAGUUUUCCGCCAUUCCGGACGUCGGAUGGCCAGAUAUCUUUAACUCGGGAGUCCUUGUGGUAACUCCUGGCGAAGAAAAGUUCAAGGAGCUUAUGGACUUGCAGAAAACCAAGGGCAGCUGGGAUGGCGGAGAUCAGGGGCUGUUGAACGAGUGGAGGGGCUCCAAUUGGCAUCGACUCAGCUUCGUCUACAACACAACCCCUACCGCUGCAUACACGUAUGCUCCUGCGUAUGAACGCUUUGGAUCUGCCAUACGGGCGAUUCAUUUCAUCGGAUAUAACAAACCUUGGAGAGGCCUGACGUACCGUUCACCCGGAAUCAAGAGCUCCGAGGCUACCCUUGACGAUGGCACAAAGAGGGCAUACAACUAUGAGGCACUUGUGGACAAGUGGUUCGAAGUUUAUGACACGCAUUAUCGCAUGGAUACCGUCUCGAAUUCGCCCGAGUUCAAAUUCGAUGCAUAUAUAUCAGCCUGGGAUACGGGAGACGCUUCCGGAACCCGACCGCAAUCCUCCUCUGGUGGCGCGUUAGGUCUACAGGAUUUGCGUCGGAUCGCAGUGGAAGGGACGAGCUCUCUUCCCGCUGUCGCUCUACCGUUUAUUGCCGGGCCUGUCAUGGGCGCAUACCGGUCUCUUCCUCUUGAGGGACGGGUGGAUUUGAUGCGCUCUCGGAAGCCCGAGCCGGAGCCAGAGUCAAAACCAAAUUCAGAGCCGCAACAACAGCCUUCCGUGGAGUCCGGCCAGCAACAAGAAGAAUCUCCAGGGACACCGCGACCGACGCACAUCCAGAUAUUUCCCUAUCAGGGAGACUAUUUCAGGACCGCGACGUUGCCAACCCCAGGUCCGAACGAAGUUCCUCCCGCCCCGUACCAUCAUGGUGGAUCUUUACCACCGACGCAGACACCUACUCCAUACCACGGUCCCCCUUCCCAGCAUGUUGGUCAGCACGGUCAACAGAACAGUCUGCAGAUAUCGCACUCGUCUCAGAGUCAUCCUGGGCCUGUGUACGUGGGUUCGCAGCCGCAGGGUGCUUCGUCACAUACUGUACCGCAAACGAUUCAUCAUCCAUCCCACCAUCUGCAUCGCGCUCCGUCUCAUACCAGCCAGCAGCGUACGUCAUUUACGCCGCAGGACUCUUCCGAUUCGGAGCACACGCCACCUGCCAUCCGAUAUCCCUCGCACCAGCCUGUUCACCACCGCCAGCAGAGCCAGGGUCAUGUUCACCAGCCUGGAUACUCUAGCCCGAAGCGGGGAGACCCAAGGCGUGGCGGAUACGAGACGCCACCUCGACAGCAGCAGGGGUACCAGGAGCGCCAUUUGCAUGGCGGGGAUCGUACGCCUACCCAGGAUCAGCCGUGGAGGCACGAGGGGCAUCGUGGUCAGCAUCAGCCGGGGCAGACUCAGCACCAUGGUCACCAUCAUCACGAGCAUUCUCAACAUCAUCAAGGCCAUGUGCAGCAGCAGCAUCAGCAGCACCAGCACCAGCACCAACACCAGCACCAGCAGCAUCAGCAGCACCAGCACCAGCAACCCCGGCAUCACCAUCACCAGCCUCAGCACCAGCCUCAACCGCAGCACCAGCCUCAACCUCAGCACCAGCCUCAGUCUCACAACGAAGGAUCUACCCAGCCGCAGCAUCAUCAGCGGGCACCACCACCUAGGCCCAUUUCUCCGCCGAAAAUGGAGUGGAAUCCUGCUAUAGAGCCACCUCCCAAAACACCCCCGCCACCGUCCGCUUUUCCUGAGGAUACUUAUUACCCUAAUAUCUGGGAUCAGUCGUUUGACCACUCUCGUGACACUCAUCGUCAUCCUGCUGCCUCGCCUUCUGCGGAAAGGGAAUUUUUUACUCCUCCUCCUCCUUCCGUAAUACCUGAUCAUCUCAUCCGCGAAGGCCAGUAUUCGAACGUCCUCGGUCCUUCCCCUCCCCAGGACUCUCCUGAAUCCGUAUCGUCGCCGCCGGCUCCGGAUAAAUCGAAGGUUCAUGCGGUAUUCCCGUGGGAAGAGAAGCCACGCCACGUUCCCAGACGAGUCUUUCCCAUAACUGACCCACCUCCCCCGGUCGCCAAUUUCAUCGAAUCUGAGCGGACGACCUCUCCCAUCCCUUCGCCCCAUCCCUCUCCUAAGCGUGACGUUCCCCACGUACAGCCAGCCGGCUCGCCUCUUGCCUCACCUUGGGGCGGCGUCGGGUUCUCGAACGCCUGGGACACGGUCCCGAGUAUUCAGCGCUACGCCCAGAAACUGGUUGGUUCCCCGAGGAUAUUCCCAUUCCAGUACAUGGCGUCUCCAUCGCUUCCGAAGGACGACGAUUGGAAACAGCAGCCCAUUUCUCCGCCGAAAAUGGAGUGGAAUCCUGCUAUAGAGCCACCUCCCAAAACACCCCCGCCACCGUCCGCUUUUCCUGAGGAUACUUAUUACCCUAAUAUCUGGGAUCAGUCGUUUGACCACUCUCGUGACACCCAUCGUCAUCCUGCUGCCUCGCCUUCUGCGGAAAGGGAAUUUUUUACUCCUCCUCCUCCUUCCGUAAUACCCGAUCAUCUCAUCCGCGAAGGCCAGUAUUCGAACGUCCUCGGUCCUUCCCCUCCCCAGGACUCUCCUGAAUCCGUAUCGUCGCCGCCGGCUCCGGAUAAAUCGAAGGUUCAUGCGGUAUUCCCGUGGGAAGAGAAGCCACGCCACGUUCCCAGACGAGUCUUUCCCAUAACUGACCCACCUCCCCCGGUCGCCAAUUUCAUCGAAUCUGAGCGGACGACCUCUCCCAUCUCUUCGCCCCUUCCCUCUCCCAAGCGUGACGUUCCCCACGUACAGCCAGCCGGCUCGCCUCUUGCCUCACCUUGGGGCGGCGUCGGGUUCUCGAACGCCUGGGACACGGUCCCGAGUAUUCAGCGCUACGCCCAGAAACUGGUUGGUUCCCCGAGGAUAUUCCCAUUCCAGUACAUGGCGUCUCCAUCGCUUCCGAAGGACGACGAUUGGAAACAGCAGUGGGAGAGGCAACGAGAGAAAGAGAUGCAGGAUAGGCAUGACGCGAGUAGCAUGGAUGGGGACGAUGAAGACGACAGCGAUGAAGAGUUGGACGAAGGGGAACAGGAGGGCAGCGAGGGCGGCUCGCGUAGCAAGCGCGGUCAAGGUUCGCGCAAGAAGUCAUAUGCGCAGAAUCCGUCCCGGAGCAAGAAAAAGUAUCGCUCGCGCGGCGUUCAAGUCAAGCCUGACACUGUCGAGCAGGGUAUUCAGACCAUUGUUGACCCUUUAGUAUGUCCCCACUGCUCGCGCCCCACUCGUGAAGCUGUCGCGGAGACAGCACCGGUGACUGCCCUCGCCUCAGCCGCUGUCGGCCUGGGCAUCAAAAAGCAACGGGCCCCCGCUCCAAAACUGCUGCCUUCUGCAGUACCUCGCGACUUCCUGGCGCAGGAACAAGGCGUUGGGACACCACUUUUGCCCACUGUUGGCCGCUCGGCCGAACCGUUUCCUUCGCUCGCAACCCCUAGUGGUUUGAGAUCACCUGCGACUCUGGGUUUUCCUCGCACGUACUCGCCGCCGAAGACUACUUCUCCUCGUCGAAUUUCUUCUCCGCCAAAAGUUACUUCACCACCAGCGGUUUCGUCCCCGCUUCGGGGGCCGUCCUCUCCCGUGAAGACCUUUGCUCCUCAGCCUGCCCAGGCUAGACCUUCGCUUUCCCCUCAGGCGACCUCUAGACCCCCGGCUCCGCGCAAGCUGUCCUCGUCCUCUCUGACCGGCUCGGGCUCAUCGAGGGCCAGCUCGCCAGUUGUCGGUCCAGCGGCCCGGAUGGCUCAAACUACUCCAUCCCCGAAACAUACACGCUUAUCUUCGCUGUCACCCGGGUUGACGCGCUCUAUCUCCACCGAGACGGCGAUAACACCUUCGCCUACGACGACCCAUGACUCUCCCAUUACCCCUGCGGACAGCACCCCUCGCAAAGGAUCUCGCGUCUGGGACCCGGCCAGAGGUGUUGACGUCUUCAAGCGUGGUUCAGAGGAGGUCUUGGCCCGCUUCCUGCGGAUGGGUUCGUUCGAAGAAGAAAACAAGCAACGUCAAGCCGUCUAA